Messenger RNA from Phyllostomus discolor (pale spear-nosed bat), 3648 nucleotides. RefSeq names its product frizzled class receptor 5 (gene FZD5). NCBI's taxonomy places the organism in Eukaryota, Metazoa, Chordata, Mammalia, Chiroptera, Phyllostomidae. The record is from RefSeq and is a predicted model, not a curated record. The coding region runs from base 697 to 2457 and encodes 586 amino acids. Gene Ontology annotation, biological process: non-canonical Wnt signaling pathway; canonical Wnt signaling pathway. Gene Ontology annotation, molecular function: Wnt-protein binding; Wnt receptor activity. The transcript has 3 exons. Gene Ontology annotation, cellular component: plasma membrane.
CGGGCAUUAGAAGCAGGUGACCGGGCGGAGCGGGAGAGGCUAGUCAGCCUGCGGCCGCGACUCCUUCCCCGCCGUCGCCGCCUCUGCUGCCUCCGCCGCCGUUCAGUGCCAGCCGGAGGUGCUGCAGGGGCGUUCGCCCUUCGUGCGGCUUCGGGACCCUGGUGGAACGCACGGCCUGCCCCUGCCCUGCCCCACCCGGAUCAUGCGGGGGGCCCCAGAGGAGGAGAGGGCGAGUGACCGGCCUGCGGCGAUCGCGUUCGGGGGGCGACCCCCUCUCUGAGACGCCCCCACCUGCUGCUGCCAUGUGCCGCCUCCUCGGAUACCCAGCCUAUCACCAAACUUUCCAGGUGCCAGCUUGGCUCUGAGUCGCGUUUUUGAGCGGAGUGUCCCAGAGACGGAGGACCCAGGCUGGCUGCGGAAUAUCUGCUUCUCUCCGGAUCAGCGAAGAGUACUUUCCUUGGAAUCGGAGCCCUAACUGCCCCUCCCCAAUCCUAUCCGGUGAAGAACUAAGCACGGAGGGAGGCAGCGCCUUCCCAAAACAGUUUAUCUUGGGCCGGAUUUCUUGAAGAGAAAGAACCAACAGGUUGCCAGCCCCGGCGCCACAAACAAGUCGGUGGAGAGGGAAGCUCCGGUCCCGGUUUCCCCUGCCUGCUUCGGCCCGCGCGGGCUGUGCGAGGCAAGGGGAGGGAGGGGGCUAUGGCUCGGCCUGACCCGUGUGCGCCGCCCUCGUUGCUGCUGCUCCUCCUGGCCCAGCUUGCAGGCCGGGCGGUGGCCGCCUCCAAGGCCCCUGUGUGCCAGGAAAUCACGGUACCCAUGUGCCGCGGCAUAGGCUACAACCUGACGCACAUGCCCAACCAGUUCAACCACGACACGCAGGACGAAGCGGGCCUGGAGGUGCACCAGUUCUGGCCGCUGGUGGAGAUCCACUGCUCUCCGGACCUGCUCUUCUUCCUGUGCUCCAUGUACACGCCCAUCUGCCUGCCGGACUAUCACAAGCCCCUGCCACCCUGCCGCUCUGUGUGCGAGCGCGCCAAAGCUGGCUGUUCGCCACUUAUGCGCCAGUACGGCUUCGCCUGGCCGGAGCGCAUGAGCUGCGACCGCCUACCGGUGCUGGGGCGCGACGCCGAGGUCCUGUGCAUGGAUUACAACCGCAGCGAGGCCACCACGGUGCCCCCUAGGCUUUUCCCCGCUAAGCCCACCCACCCAGGCCCGCCAGGGGCCCCAUCCUCUGGAGGGGAGUGCACCGCUGGGGGCCAAUCGGUGUGCAAGUGCCGUGAGCCCUUUGUGCCAAUCUUGAAAGAGUCGCACCCGCUCUACAACAAGGUGAGGACGGGCCAGGUACCCAACUGCGCGGUUCCCUGCUACCAGCCCUCCUUCAGCCCUGACGAGCGCACGUUCGCCACCUUCUGGAUCGGCCUGUGGUCUGUGCUGUGCUUCAUCUCUACCUCCACCACGGUCGCCACCUUCCUGAUAGACAUGGAACGCUUCCGCUACCCCGAACGCCCCAUCAUCUUCCUGUCAGCUUGCUACUUGUGCGUGUCUUUGGGCUUCCUGGUGCGCCUGGUCGUGGGCCAUGCUAGUGUCGCCUGCAGCCGUGAGCACAGCCACAUUCACUAUGAGACAACAGGCCCUGCACUGUGCACUGUGGUCUUCCUGCUGGUCUACUUCUUCGGCAUGGCCAGCUCCAUCUGGUGGGUCAUCCUGUCGCUCACCUGGUUCCUGGCGGCUGGCAUGAAGUGGGGCAAUGAGGCCAUUGCUGGCUAUGCGCAGUACUUCCACCUGGCCGCAUGGCUCAUCCCCAGUGUCAAGUCCAUCACCGCGCUGGCGCUGAGUUCUGUGGAUGGGGAUCCAGUGGCUGGCAUCUGCUACGUGGGCAACCAGAACCUGAACUCACUGCGUGGCUUCGUGCUGGGCCCUCUGGUGCUCUACUUGCUGGUGGGCACACUCUUCCUCCUGGCAGGCUUCGUGUCACUCUUCCGCAUCCGUAGUGUCAUCAAGCAGGGCGGCACCAAGACAGACAAGUUGGAGAAGCUCAUGAUCCGAAUUGGCAUCUUCACGCUGCUUUACACAGUGCCCGCCAGCAUUGUGGUGGCCUGCUACCUGUACGAACAGCACUAUCGCGAGAGUUGGGAGGCUGCGCUCACCUGCGCGUGCCCAGGGCAGGACGCCGGCCAGCCACGAGCCAAGCCGGAGUACUGGGUGCUCAUGCUCAAGUACUUCAUGUGCCUCGUGGUGGGCAUCACGUCUGGCGUCUGGAUUUGGUCCAGCAAGACUGUGGAGUCAUGGCGGCGAUUCACCAGUCGCUGCUGCUGCCGCCGGCGACGGGGCCACAAGAGUGGUGGCACCACGGCCGCCCGGGACUAUGCCGAGGCAAGCGCAGCGCUCACAGGCAGGACCGGGCCACCAGGCCCCGCCGCAGCUGCCUACCACAAGCAGGUGUCCCUGUCGCAUGUAUAGGAGGCCUCAGCCCUGGAGUGCGGGAGGGGGGUUGUUUUGUUUGGUCGCUUUGCCAAGGUCACUUCCGUUUACUUCCCUGGUGCUGAUGCCCCCUCCUGGGGCAAGUUGGAGGGAGGGGAAAGGGCCCUUUCAAGGGUGCAGCUGUCCCAGGACUUCUCAGAGGGGCUCAGCUCACGUGUAUUCUAUUUGCGUUUCUUACUGCGUUCUUUAAGGGAACCCUCUUUCUAAUUUAUAUGUAUUUUUCUUAAUUUUUAACUUUGUUGCAUUUUUAGCAACAACAUUUACCUUUGCUUUGGGGGCUUUACAAUCCUAAGGUUGGCAUUAUAAUGAAGUUCCACUUAGUUCAGGUUUCUUUGAACUGUAUGGUCUGAAUUGGAAAAAUAUAUUUCCUAUAUUUGUGUCUGUAAAAGAAAAAUGUGAACAGUGAAAGUUUGGGUUAUUGCGACUGAGAAGUUUACCGGCAUUCUUUCUCAGCUUGUUUUCUCCUUCCACUGCUUGAAGUGUCCAAGAUCUUUUAAGGUGAGCUGCUUGUCCCUGCUUAUGAAACUCCGGGUCAUCCCAAGGACAGUGUAAUGUGGUUAGGGCCUCCCCGAAGUGACAAGGUUAGGGAGUGUUUAGGGAUUUGGGGUCCAAGCUAGCUUUGUUUAGUGAGCUUUGGUUUCUUUUCUGUAGAACUUGUAACCAUUCUCAUUCUUCACAGUGCCAGCAUUUGAAAUAAGUUAGAGGUAGCAGUAUAGGGCCAGGUAUAAAUAUCUGGGGUAGUGAAGACCUAAGGGAUGGGCAUUGGUUGAGCUUGAAUUCUAGAUUGCUGCGAUGUCAGCUGUGUGCCAGAGGAGUGGGUGGUUCUUCACAGGCUUCAGUGAUCCCAAGUUUUUCACAGAAUAACCUGUGUUGUAAUUUUUGGUAAAAGUAAACCCACUCCCUUCUUCUGGAACUACUUAGUGAUAAUCGCUAAAGGGGGCUGCUUUGUAGAUUUAAGGACUGAAAUGGGUAUAGCUCUAUUAAUUAAGUCAAUUCCCAACGUUUACCUGCUCCACCGGCGUCCCACCUCCUUUAUCAUGUUAAACAGUCUUUCUUGCUUUUCUUACUCCUCCUCCUGGAGAGCUGUGAUUAGAAACCACACCCACCCUUGAAUGAGGUGCUUGAACUGGGGGAGGGAAGCUGGCUACCUGUGAACAAACAUUGGCAGCA